Molecule: messenger RNA, 3950 nt
Organism: Fundulus heteroclitus (mummichog)
Lineage: Eukaryota; Metazoa; Chordata; Actinopteri; Cyprinodontiformes; Fundulidae
Gene: emx3
Product: empty spiracles homeobox 3
Exons: 3
Coding region: 421-1161 (246 amino acids)
Biological process (GO): central nervous system development; neuron differentiation; brain development
Molecular function (GO): DNA-binding transcription factor activity, RNA polymerase II-specific; DNA binding
Source: RefSeq, a predicted model, not a curated record
CCUCAGCGCAUGCUCAGAGCACACCUCCGGCAGGUAUGUUCGCUCGUGCGGACUCUCCCGGUUCAUCAGACUCCAGCAUGACGCGGCAGCAGGUUCGCGGAGACACCCACUGAUCCCAGGCUACCACACCGACGCUCAGCGCUCAAACUCGGCUGCAGCAGCUCGGAGGCUCCGCCAAGAACCCGGAUCCGGAUCAAGGUUGUGAUUUUUGUUUACGCGCUGCUGCGGAGGAGAGAGGAAACUUCAGGCGCUCCCCGGAGCUCAGAUCUGGAAUUUACGCACGGCCGGUGCGCACAGGCCGACUGUCGAGGAUAGUUAUGGGGGGACUGGGAAUCUGAUCCCCGAGAGUCCGAGAGACUGGACUGACUGGACGCGAAUAGUUGAACUUCUUCUUCAUCCUCUCAGCUUCAGGUGCCCACCAUGUUCCAGCACAGUAACAACAAGAAAUGCUUCACCAUAGAGUCUUUGGUGGGGAAAGAUGCGAGCAGUCAUAGCAGCGGCGGCGGCGGCGGCUCCGGGGAUGAACCCAUCCGGCCCACUGCGCUCCGCUUCCCGGACUCUCUGCACCCGGCUUCAGCCACCGGGGUCUUCGGCUCCUGCUUCCAGGGGGGCAGCGGGAGGACUUUGUUCUCUGCUGGGCCGGACAUGAUGCUCCAGGACACCGGGGCGCACACGCAGGGCUCCGGCGGGCUGCCGCUGCACCCGCUGCAGAUCCCCCCGCAGAGCUUCUUCAGCCCGCAGCAUCGGGACGCGCUCAGCUUCUACCCCUGGGUGCUGCGGAGCCGCUUCCUGGGACACCGCUUCCAAGGAGAGGACAGCAGUCCAGAGAACCUGUUGCUUCAUGGUCCGUUCUCCAGGAAACCCAAACGGAUUCGGACGGCCUUUUCGCCUUCGCAGCUGCUGCGCUUGGAGCGGGCCUUUGAGAAAAACCAUUACGUGGUCGGAACAGAGAGGAAGCAGCUGGCCAGUGGGCUGUGCUUGACCGAGACACAGGUGAAGGUGUGGUUUCAGAACCGCAGGACGAAGCACAAGCGCCAGAAGCUGGAGGAAGAGUCUCCAGAAGCUCAACAGAAGAGGAAGGGCAGCCAACACGUCAGCCGCUGGAGAGCGGCGACGCAGCAGGCCGGCAGCGAGGACGUGGACGUCAUCAGCGACGACUAGACCGCAAAUGUCACUGCAGAGUCCCUCACGCACACACAAUAGACAUGCGGACCCUCGGACAGGACCAGCAACUGAGAUUAGGUUGAAUUCAAACUCUAAGAUGUGACGAUUCCCACCCAGGAAGCCACAGAUUAGUGUGAAGCAUCUUCAUCUAUAGAGCUUAGUUAGAGAACUAAAGCAGCCACCUGGUUUAAUAGUGUUUCCCAACCAGCAAGCGUCCACGGUGACGCCGCUGCAAAGUUGAUUCACGAUGAAGCCUAGACACAGAUGUUUAGAUCUCCCCUGGUUGAACGAAUGGUUCCCACAUUUAUCUUGAAUCUUCGUCCGUUCUGUUUCUGCCACUGCAUAAAACAGAAAACUCUCACGGCUCAGAUAAACCUGUAAUAAACAGUAGGGCUGCUUUGAUCUCUGCACGUUUCAGGACUGAGAAUAUUUGCUUCAGUUCAAACGUUUUAAGCCUGCAAAGGUGCUUUUUCUUCCUUGCUUGGGAUAUAAUUAAACAAAUAUGAAAAAUCUUGCACAAAAAAGAGAAUAAGAUAAAACGGAUCAAAGCAGAGCAGAAGCAAAAAUGUCUAAACCGUCCGUAAUAUUCUGAACUCAAAGCAAUUUUUUUUCAGAAUUUACUCCCUUUUUCUUUUAGCCUGUAAUGUUGACAGAGCCUCAUUGGUCUAAUCUGAUACAAGAGCCUUUUGAGGAUGAUCUGAUAAUCAAGUCUGUUUUUUUUAUGUUUCUGUUUAGAAAAAGUAACAUAAGACUGUCAAUUUAAAAUAUAUGUUUAGGUUAUUAUACAUCAUUCGACAAAUAUGAAAAAGAAUAAGUAAAUAAAUUUAAAUAAGGGAUCUGAGCCGUGCUUUUGUCACACAGUGACAUUCAGUCUAAAAGGAAGUUUAAGAUAAUUUUUCAGAGCCCUUUUCAGUGCAACAUUACAAUAACAGCCCCUGCAGAGUAAAACUGAAAACACAUAUAUAAACACACACACACACAUAGACACUGACAACUUUUAUUUCUACGGACUGACGGACGGACGAUGAACCUUCCUGUUCUGGACAAUGAAAAAGAAAAAGAAGAACAGAGGAUCGUUUUUCAUCGGAAAAAAGGAAACUUUCCGUCAGAUUUGGACUGACAAGGUUUUGAUGCUUCCAAGAGGCAGAAGAGACUGAAAACCUGACUCUGGUUCUGGUGCCAAACAAAGACUGUCCAGAAAACGUGAAAAAAAAAAGACAUUUGAAGCUGCUGGGCUGCAGGUUUCUGAACACUGAGAGAAACUAUGUUCCGGCCACAGAGAGGAAGUAACCCUCCUGGAGUCUGUUUAAAAAAAAAAAAAAAAGCAUCUGUUUCUGAGAUGCUUUACAAAAACUGAAGGUGUUUGGGGCAACGCUGCUUCCAGAAUCCCCAAACAGAAAUGUACUGAAUCUAUUGCUCAGCUCUCAAUUUUCAAUAAGAAAUGCAGACGAUUAGCUGCAGCUUGUUCAAGCUUUGCUCAAAACUUCCAGCCAAUAAAAAUCAGCUAACAGUUUCUUUUUUUAAAUUUUUUCCUGUCCUGCUUCCCUGUGUGCGAUUAAAUCAGAGCUGAUGGAAACAGUAAGGACUCCUACACGCUGGACGAAGACCCUACAAUGAUGUAAUAAGCCUGCCAGAAUGUGGACGGUCUCUGCAGGGUGUUUAGAGGGAGUUAAGAAGCAGUGGUGGAAGAGUUCCCUGCGGUGUUUUGAGGAUGCACAAAAACGUCUUUGGUGAGGUGGUUAAUCAAUGUGACCAGAGCGUACAGGGGUUCGGCUCGGUCUUGCAGGGUGGUUGGAUCAUUCUAGGAGGAUGCUGCUUGUGUAUACAGCCUGGUGAGCUCUCAGAAGUGGGUCUCAACUAGAACACUGAAGGAGGUUCUCUAAAUUUCCUGCAAUCCAACCACAUUUUUUUAUAGGCAGUAAAAAGCACGAGUUCCAUGUGAAACGCUAACUAAAAUGGAUCUGCACAAACUUGCAUGAAUUUUGCUGAGCAUCGCUGACAGAUGAAUUGUCAAUAGAAAUCACUCUAAACACCCCCCCCCCCACACACACACACACACACACACACACACACCGGAGGAACCUGGCGUCUCCUCUCAGCGCUGACUCAGUGGUUAAUGUCUGAAUGCAAAAACACGGAUCUGAGACCUGCUGUUGCAUCCCGUUUCUAAAUCCUGUCUGUUCUUUAGUUGUUGUUUUUUUUUUAUUUUUUUUAUUGAGAACUACUUCAGCAGCUUUUGUUUUUCUCAUGAACACCAACAAAUAAAAAAAAAAAUCUGGAAUGCCAAGCUUUGUUUGAGUUAAUUUGUGUAGGAAAAAUGUGUAAUAAUAGUAACAAUAAAAAAAACUGAAAUAAUUAUGCAGGAAAAAGCAGCUUUUCGUUUCAAAAGGCAGCAGCAGCAGCAGCGAGUACAGAAACCAGCAGGGUCCCAGAUCAGUUUCUUUUUUAUAGGGAAGAAUAUUGGUAUUUAUGUAAAAACUGGAUGAGAAAGUAUUCUAUGCAUCUAAUGUAUGUAUAUAAUGAUGAUAUUAUUAAUGAUGCUGAUUUGUGUUUGCUCUUCUCUCUGCAUCAGUUCAUCAGUUUGUUUCUUCCCUCUAGACAGAUUUACCUCAUCCUCUCCUCAUGUAGCACUUCUUCUUCUACUACUUAGUCAGAUCUAUUUUUUCAUUGUUUUGGGACUGAAUGCACUAACUCUACAACCCGUCGCCUCUGCGAAGACGAAAGGAGCUAUGUACUCCGUGUGCUCAGUUUGGAGAGAAAAUAAAUAAAUAAAUACAAUUAAAAAA